GCGCGCUGCGUGAGGGCGGGACUAGUGCGCACGCAGCCUUAGCUCCUUCCCCGCCCUUGCUCUUCCCAGUUUCUCCGUCAGCCUGCGGGUCCCGGCUGGCGGCUGCUUCCGGUAGGAGAGUGGUGUAGGGCGAGCAGGUUUCAGCUCCUCGUCAUGUCAUACGGUCCCUUAGAUAUGUACCGGAACCCGGGGCCCUCGGGGCCCCAGCUCCGGGACUUCAGCAGCAUCAUCCAGACGUGCAGCGGCAACAUCCAGCGGAUCAGCCAAGCCACUGCUCAGAUAAAGAAUUUGAUGAGCCAGCUAGGAACUAAGCAGGACUCAAGCAAGCUACAGGAAAAUCUGCAACAGUUACAACACUCUACAAAUCAGCUCGCCAAGGAAACAAAUGAAUUGCUGAAGGAAUUAGGGUCCUUGCCCCUUCCCUUAUCUACUUCAGAACAGCGCCAGCAGAGACUUCAGAAGGAACGCCUCAUGAAUGACUUCUCUGCAGCCUUAAACAAUUUCCAGGCUGUGCAGAGAAGGGUAUCCGAAAAGGAAAAGGAGAGUAUUGCCAGAGCAAGAGCUGGAUCUCGUCUUUCUGCAGAAGAGAGGCAAAGAGAGGAGCAGCUGGUCUCAUUUGACAGCCAUGAGGAGUGGAACCAGAUGCAGAGCCAGGAGGAUGAGGUGGCCAUCACUGAGCAGGAUUUGGAACUUAUUAAAGAAAGAGAGACGGCAAUUCGGCAGCUGGAGGCUGACAUUUUGGAUGUCAAUCAGAUAUUUAAAGAUUUGGCCAUGAUGAUCCAUGACCAGGGUGAUCUGAUUGAUAGCAUAGAAGCCAAUGUGGAAAGCUCAGAGGUGCACGUUGAAAGAGCCACUGAACAGUUACAGCGAGCUGCUUACUAUCAGAAAAAAUCUCGCAAGAAGAUGUGUAUCCUGGUGCUUGUCCUGUCAGUGGUUAUUGUAAUCUUGGGACUUAUUAUCUGGCUAGUUUAUAAAACGAAGUGAUUGCCUCCGAUCGUUCUCCCGCUGAGCUGUUUUCAAGGGCAAGUGCUUGGUGAAGUCUUGCCAGAACAAACUGAUCACGAGAAGACAGCAUACACCAGAACGUCCUGUAAUCAUUUAGUUAGAAACUAACUACUAACUAGUCUUUGGAAUUAGUGACCUAUGGAGACAGUAUUUAUCAAUUUAUUGAUUCUAUUGAUUUCUCAAAUUAGGAAUUAACUUAUGUGGAUUUUGCUUCCUCUUGUAUUCUGAUUGCCCUUCAUCCCAAGUGUUUACUGAAAAUUCCAUUCUAGAUAUUCUUGUUUUGACAAAUGACACUACAGUCUCGUAAUGUUGUCUUUUAUGUAUAUACAAAAUUUACCUUUUUACUAGCAACUGCGAUAGAGUUACUUUCUGGGACCCAGUAUAUUGGAGUCUAUCAGAAACUGUAUAAUAGGCCACCAGUUUUUAUUAUUUAACAUUUUAAUUUGAAUUUCUAAGAAGCCUAUUCUCUAUUUGGAAAGAUUCUGGCACUAUACUUAAUUGGAAGUUAAAAAAAUUGUACAUGUGAUCCAGAGUAAAUGAGAAGUCUCUAUCUGAGCUGGUCAGUUACUGGAGUACGUUACUAAUCUGGGUUUAAAGUUUACUUCAUUAUCUGCUAGUGUCAUCCACAGCAGUUCAUCCUCAUCCACACUAAGCCAUCUUGUUAGCUUUUAAAAUAAAUUAAUUUAAUUAACAUUAAUAUACUCUAUGGGCUCCCUCUCCCACCUUUCUGCAUAGAAAGGCAGAAUUAGACAUAGCAUGCUUUGGAAAAGCAAAUAGGAAUGGUUGGGAAUGAUUUAAUCUUGUUGUUGUUGUUCACUUGUGGUUCUACAUUCCUGGUGAAUGAUGAAUGUUGCUGUCAAAGGGCUGCCCCCAACCUUAUAAGGGUUGCUGGGCAUUUGAAGGCAGGAAGAUUUUUAAAGAUAGAUUGAGGUUGGUUUAAAAUUAUUCCUGUGAACCAACAAUAAAGCAAAUAAGAGGUUCAUUUUUGUAAAUAAUACUGGUUUCAAAUAGUGAUGUUAGACUUAACCUAAUUUAUAAACAAGAGAUUAAUAUCUCCAUGCAUAGUUUUAGACAAAAAAAGGUGUUUCAAUAAAAUUACUGUCUUGUAAUAUAAAUGUUGUCCACUUCCCUUUUCCACAGGCCUAGAACAGUUAAAGGGAACAUAGUUUGUUUAGGCUCCCACAUAAAUGUGAAUCUGGCCAACAACUUUGGUUCACCCUUUAGUGAAUUAGAGGAUUUGGCUACCCUGAGUAUAUUUAUAUUCAUUUCUUCCAUUCUCCUUCUGUUAUUAUAUUUAAUCUUCUAAACUAAACUAAUGUGAACAGUAGGGAAACAAGGGCCCAAAUGCAUAAGUUUCUUUGCACUCUUGCACUUACUUAAUACAAAUAAAUGUUUUUUAAAGCUUUUGUAGUAUGUUUUUAUGAGUUAACAUCCUAAUGAGGUAGGUAUUAAGUAAUGUGCUGUCAUGAGAAAAAUUGAGACUUCCAAGAAAACUGGAGACCAGGUGUGGGUUGGUUUGGGGAUGGAAUAGGUGUAGCUGCCUUUCCUUGAAAAACAGUGUAGAGAUGGCUGGGCGCAAUGGCUCACACUUGUAAUCCCAACACUUUGGAAGGCUGAGGCGGGAGGGUCAGUAUAUCGGUAUGUCUGAGCCCAAGAGUUCAAGACCAGCAUGGGCAAUAUAGCAAGACCCCAUCUCCAUUUUUUUUUAAAUGAUUUUUUAAUUUAAAAAAAGUACAGGAUAGAGCUGUUGGGGUGGCACAGUGACCCAAAGAGCAGCUUCAGAGAUAAUUCCUUGGUUCUAUGACCACUUUUUAACUCCAAAUUACAGUCAGACUUGGACACAUCAUUUGUAACAUUAUAGGAAAGAAAAAAGUCUUGGUUGUGAAAAACGAUUGCAUUUGGGUAAAAUAAAGUGACCAUGCUUCUGUUCUGUAA
Molecule: messenger RNA, 2940 nt
Organism: Piliocolobus tephrosceles (Ugandan red Colobus)
Lineage: Eukaryota; Metazoa; Chordata; Mammalia; Primates; Cercopithecidae
Gene: STX12
Product: syntaxin 12
Exons: 9
Coding region: 154-984 (276 amino acids)
Biological process (GO): intracellular protein transport; autophagosome assembly; vesicle fusion
Cellular component (GO): SNARE complex; endomembrane system; synaptic vesicle membrane
Molecular function (GO): SNARE binding; SNAP receptor activity
Source: RefSeq, a predicted model, not a curated record